AUGGCGAGCUCUUCUAAGUGCACUGGCCCCAUUAUACCCAACGAGGACGGUCCAGCGUUCAGGUGCUUCAAAAAGUUUCGUAGCGACGUUGUCCUCUUGCUUUACUCACCUUAUGUUAUUUGUUUGGCUUCUGGGACUCUCAAUAUCGACGCCUUCCGCCAUAGCAUUUCCCAGGACGUUGCUUUUCUCAAUGCUUUUGCUCGAGCAUAUGAAUUGGCGGAAGAUUGUGCAGAUGAUGACGAUGAAAAGUUAGACAUCUCGAAGUUGAGGAAGAAAAUUUUAGAUGCGCUAGAAAUGCAUGAUACUAUUGUAGAGGACUGGGGUUUGGACUCCACUAAAGAUUGCCCUGUCCAUCCUGCAACUUUGAAGUACACAGAAUUUGUACUGGAAACAGCUUCCGGGAAGGUUGGACAAUUGAAACCAUUCGCAACAUUUGCCACUAAAUUUGAGAAAACAAAACUUGCAGCAUACAUUCUAGGAACAAUCGCACCUUGCAUUAGGCUGCAUGCCUUUCUGGCUAAGGAGAUAAAAGAACUUCAAGAUUCUAAGGAGAACAACCACCCGUACGAAAAGUGGAUUUACAAUUACUCUUGUGAGGACUUUCAGAAAUUUGUUCAACAAACCGAAGACUUGAUGGAUAAACUUAGUGUCGCUUUCAUAGGGGAGGAACUAAACAUCAAUGAGAAGCUUUAUCAACAAGGCCUGAAACUCGUAAUCGUAUUCUUCCAUGCUCAAGAGCUUACUCAGCCCACUGUUGUUCCUCUGACGAAGGCGCUUGACCCUGCAAGAGACCGUCUUGUGUUAUUUUCCGAUUUUGAUCUUACUUGCUCAGUUCAUGAUUCAUCUUCCAUUUUGGCCGAGAUUGCAAUAGUGAGAGCCCCUAAAUCGGAUGAGAACCAACCUGAAGGUCAAAUUACUGGAAUGUUAGAAGCUGAGAUGAGGAAAACAUGGCGUGCAAUUUCCAGAGAAUACUCAGAAGAGUAUGAACGAUGCAUAGAAAGCAUUUUGCCACCUCAGAAAGUGGAGUUCAACUAUGAAACUCUGCACGCAGCACUUGAGAAAGUCUCAGAUUUUGAGCAAAGGGAAAAUCAUAAGGUGGUCGAGGCAGGGCUACUCAAGGGUCUAAAAUUGGAAGACAUUAAACGAGCCGGUGAACGAAUGAUGUUUCAAGAUGGUUGCAUUAGUUUCUUUCAGAAAAUCACAAAGAAUGAAAAUACCGAUAUCCAUGUUCUUUCUUAUUGCUGGUGUAGUGAUCUCGUCCGAGCCGCGUUUUCUUCAGGGGGUUUAGAUGUUGUGAACAUACUUGCAAACGAAUUCAGCUUUGACGAAUCGGGAUCCACCGGUGAAAUCAUUGGGAAAAUAGAGACUCCGAUCGACAAGGUUGAAGCUUUCUGUGAGAUCCUACAAGGCUGCAGUGAUGACAAAAGGAAGUUGACGGUUUUCAUUGGAGACUCGGUUGGAGAUUUGCUAUGUUUGCUGAAAGCGGAUAUAGGCAUUGUGAUUGGAACGAGUAUAAGCCUAAGAAUAGUGGGGACUUAUUAUGGAGUUUCAUUUCUGCCAUUUUUCCCUUCUUUGGUUAAGAAACAGAAGGAAUUGGGUGCUGAAGGAAGCCAUUGCCUUUGGAAGCGCGAAUCAGGCAUUCUUUACACUGUCUCCACUUGGGAAGAAAUUCAUGCCUUGGUUCUGGGAAAUUAG
Messenger RNA from Hibiscus syriacus, 1695 nucleotides. Its product is annotated as bifunctional TH2 protein, mitochondrial-like. Bases 1 to 1695 code for a protein of 564 amino acids. The record is from RefSeq and is a predicted model, not a curated record. Gene Ontology annotation, cellular component: cytosol. NCBI's taxonomy places the organism in Eukaryota, Viridiplantae, Streptophyta, Magnoliopsida, Malvales, Malvaceae. The transcript has 6 exons.